Apus apus (common swift) is the source of this 480-nucleotide messenger RNA. It is a transcript of the gene LYPD1, whose product is annotated as LY6/PLAUR domain containing 1. The transcript is spliced from 3 exons. The record is from RefSeq and is a predicted model, not a curated record. Gene Ontology annotation, biological process: acetylcholine receptor signaling pathway. Gene Ontology annotation, molecular function: acetylcholine receptor inhibitor activity. Bases 55 to 480 code for a protein of 141 amino acids. NCBI's taxonomy places the organism in Eukaryota, Metazoa, Chordata, Aves, Apodiformes, Apodidae.
UUCUGAUGCCCCUUCGCGGCUGCCCGCCAGCCCGGCGGCCGCGGCUGCGGGAGGAUGCGGCUCUUCCUUCUGGCUGCAACUUUCUGGGGAUUGUGCCUGGCUCCAGGUUUGGGUUUGCAAAUACAGUGCUACCAGUGUGAGGAGUUCCAGCUAAACAAUGACUGCUCUGCUCCAGAGUUCAUCGUGAAUUGUACAGUGAAUGUUCAGGAUAUGUGUCAGAAAGAAGUAAUGGAAAAAAGUGUUGGAAUCAUGUACCGCAAAUCCUGCGCAUCUUCAGCAGCCUGUCUGAUCGCCUCUGCUGGGUACCAGUCCUUCUGUUCUCCAGGGAAGGUGAACUCUGUUUGUAUCAGCUGCUGCAACACGCCACUCUGCAAUGGACCCCGGCCAAAAAAGAGGGGUAAUUCUGGUGUGGUGCUGAGGGCACAUGUGAUAACCACCAUUCUUCUCCUUAAAUUGGCUCUUUUGGGUUUGUAUUGCUAA